This is a messenger RNA of Amphibalanus amphitrite, 1019 nucleotides long. RefSeq lists its product as uncharacterized. The coding region runs from base 93 to 872 and encodes 259 amino acids. The transcript has 5 exons. Gene Ontology annotation, molecular function: protein binding. NCBI's taxonomy places the organism in Eukaryota, Metazoa, Arthropoda, Thecostraca, Balanomorpha, Balanidae. The record is from RefSeq and is a predicted model, not a curated record.
GUUUUUGUAGCCUGUAGUAGGUGUGUGCAAGGCAAAAUUUUGAAUUGUUUCAGACCUGAAACACGUUGCAGUGUCCACAAUAUAUAUACGGGAUGGAACUGGCUCCUGAAGAAAUGGAUUCCCUGCGUAAAGAAAUGAACUCUUUGCGUGAAAAAGUGAAUGGACUGGAAGGGGAAAUGGAUGAUCUUCAACAGGAUAUGGCGAAAGUGAGGGAGGAGAAGGCUGAGCUGCACCUGGAGGUGGCGCGCCUGCGACGGGCGCUGGUCGAAGAACGCACCGCUCGCCAGGUGGCUGUGAAGGAGUUGCGCCAGGAGGUCCGCCGACGGUCGGCGCCCUCCGACCGCUCACAGGGUGACGGCGAGGAGGAGCUGGCGCCACUGAAGGACGACACUUGUGACAAGGGUGACGUCAUCAGCGACUGUGACGUCAUAACCCCAUCUGCGGAGGAGGCGCCGCCAGCAGGCGGUAGCUUGAAGACGCCUGUGCCUAACAUCUACCACCUGGACACCGAGCUGUUGAAGAUGGUGCUGAGCAAGAUGGACUGCAGGGAGAUGUUCCGAGCCAGGCGGGUCUGCCGUCGGUGGCGGUCCGCAGUCGACGAUAUCGUCAGCGACUGUCGGCGGGAGCUAACCGAUCAGCAAACCCGCGAUGGAAAGGUCCCGGCGCCGGCCACGAGCCUGGAGCUCGUAUUGAAGGUGCAGGACCAGCCGAAGAUGACUGAACUGCAGGCGCCGACUGAAGAGACAGACACCGACCUCCGACUGGUCGCGUCCACCUGCCACGCUCUGGAGAAGGCGGACCUGUGCGGCUUCAGCUCUGCGGGUCUCCGCCCUGCGGCGGCUGGCGCGUGCCAACGCCUCCAGUCUGCGUGAGCUGACGCUGCCGGCCGGUGUCAGCGACUGGCAGCUGGAGGCGCUGCUGGAGCCGCUGAAGGCUCUGGAGCAGCUCGAUGUGAGCCCACCCGUGAACAGCACCGGCAAGUGGCUGCGGCUGCUGCCUAAGUCGCUGAAGAGACUGGA